UUUUUCUACCACUCAUAAUGUAGCCAAUUGAUGGUUGCAAAUUCAAGCAUGAAGACUUUUCACCAUUACAUAAAUAUUUCUUGUAAUCCUUGAGCUAGAAAUACCAGUAAGGUAUAAUACAAGAAAGUGGUUUAAUAAAUCUCUAAUUAGUAAUGCAAAGUGCUAGAAAUUGUAGCCUAGAAGUUAAACAAAACAAAACAUGGGCUGAAAUUUACCAUUUCCUUCAUUCUCUAACUGUCAAUAAUAUUUUACAUGUGAUUGAAUUGUUGACGACCCCAAAUUUUUAGGACUAAAGCUUGGUUGUUGUUGUUAUUGUGUGUUGGUAAUAUUUUAGAAUUUAAGUUGAAUCAUCGUUUUCAUAACGUUAGCAAAGAUGGCAGAUCUGUGACAUUCAACCACAAUUUGGGGUCUGAAAAGUUGAAAUAAUUUAGUGUUCUGGAUUUUAUCAGGUUACUGUCACGAUUUCUUUUUCCUGUAUCUUGAAUAGUCAAAACCUGAUGGAUGAACAAGAAGCUGAAAACAGCAUCUUUUCGGGAUUAAAUUUCCUGGAAUAGAGCCUUUUGGUAGGUCAGACAGUUAGAUAGGCUUCAAUUUUCAUCAGCAUAAACCAUAGCCCUCCAAAUUUAUUGCUACAGCAUAUAAUAGUAAGUACCGAGUAUGACAGAUCAACUGAACUUGAUCUUGAAAACCUUUUACUCGUAAGACAGUGGCACGAGGCUGGACUGAUUAAUGUCUAUAUUCCAUUCUGCACCGAACUGGAAUUAGUGUUUGCCGGGCAAUAAUUUUGUGCAAUUUUACUAUUGAUGAGUCCAAACACAAGUACGGACAGGUCCUACAGUACGGUUGGUUCAUUGAGUAUGACAUGCCUUCUAGCUUUACAUGGAACAUAGCAAGCAUGGGCUGCUAUCUAAUUAAUCCAGAGGGACCCAUAUGGCUCCCAUCAUAUCUCUACAAGUCAGUAAAUUGGCCAAAUUGUUUUCAAUGCCAGACCAUAACCACACCACAAAUUUCAAGUCAACUUUUUACCAUUGCAAAUCGCCAUAUCUAACCAUAUUGUCUAGAGCACUGCUGCUCCAGUGACGCCAGUCUCACUCAUUUUGUAAUAAUUGAGUCAUAAUUUUUCCCUAUCUGGGCCAUCCAAAUCAAUCAUAUAAUGAAGAUGGAUCACACAGUCCUUAAGUUAAGGUAACUACGGUAUAGGAACAUGGGAAUGGAAGUUUAUGGUAGGAGAAGCUCCUGCAAGGUUUCUAAAUUAUUAGCACUAACAACAAUGCCAAUAUCUGAUGUUUCUAGCGAUCUUACUGUCGAAGUGGGAGCCUCAAGCUUCGCACUUCAUAAGUUCCCCCUAGUUUCUCGGAGUGGAAGAAUACGAAAAUUGUUGUUGGAAGCAAAAGAAUCAAAAGUUACACGCAUAAAUGUCCUUGCUGUUCCUGGUGGACCAGAGGCAUUUGAGCUAGCUGCAAAGUUUUGUUAUGGAGUAAAUGUUGAGAUUACACUCUCAAAUGUGGCUAUGCUACGUUGUACAGCUCAUUUCCUGGAAAUGACUGAGGAGUUUUCAGACAAAAACCUGGAAAGUCGAACUGAGGCAUAUCUAAAGGAGAUGGUGCUCCCAAAUAUAUCAAGCUCAAUAACUGUUCUUCACCGAUGUGAAAGCCUAUUGCCUAUAGCAGAAGAGGUCAACCUAGUUAGCAGGCUUAUCAAUGCAAUUGCAAGUAAUGCAUGCAAAGAGCAGCUUACCUCUGGAUUAUUAAAGCUUGACCAUAACUUCCCUGCAAAAACUAUACCAAACAUGGAACCAGAAACUCCGGCAGACUGGUGGGGAAAAUCACUCGCAAUGCUUAAUCUUGAUUUCUUCCAACGGGUUCUGACUGCAGUAAAAUCCAAGGGUCUAAAACAGGAUAUGAUUUGCAAAAUUUUGAUAAACUAUGCCCAUAAUUCUCUUCAAGGACUUGUUGCCAAGGACCCCCACCUGGUCAAAGGAAGUCUCUUGGAUUUGGAAUUGCAGAAGAAGCAAAGAGUCAUUGUUGAAGCAAUAAUUAGCUUACUACCAACACAAUCAAGGAAGAGUCAAGUUCCAAUGGCAUUUCUUUCAAGUUUGUUGAAAACAGCAAUAGCAGCAUCAGCAUCUACUUCCUGCAGAUCGGAUUUGGAGAGGCGAAUUGGUCUGCAACUGGACCAGGCAAUUCUUGAAGACAUCCUAAUUCCUGCAAAUUCACAUGGAAAUAACCACAGCACACUUUAUGAUGCAGAUUCAAUUGUGAGGAUAUUCUCUAUUUUUCUGAACUUGGAUGAGGAUGACGAUGAAGAUAAUAAUCACUUGAGGGAUGAAAGUGAAAUGGUAUAUGAUUUUGACAGCCCUGGAUCUCCUAAACAGAGUUCAAUUCUCAAGGUAUCAAAGUUAUUGGACAAUUAUCUUGCUGAAGUUGCACUAGACUCAAACUUGACACCGACAAAGUUCAUAGCACUGGCAGAACUGCUUCCAGAUCAUGCACGUGUAGUUAGUGAUGGAUUGUACAGAGCUGUGGAUAUCUUCCUAAAAGUUCAUCCAAAUAUGAAGGACCCUGAACGCUACAGACUUUGUAAAACAAUUGACUGCCAGAAACUAUCCCAAGAAGCUUGCAGUCAUGCAGCACAAAAUGAAAGGUUACCAGUGCAAAUGGCGGUCCAAGUCCUUUACUUUGAGCAAAUCAGGCUUCGGAAUGCUAUGAAUGGGGGUCAUAACCAAUUCUUCUUUGGCACAAUCAAUGGUCAAUUCCCACAACGUUCAGGCAGUGGUGCCGGAAGUGGAGCCAUCUCACCAAGAGACAAUUAUGCAUCAGUGAGAAGAGAGAACCGAGAGUUGAAGCUUGAAGUUGCAAGAAUGAGAAUGAGGCUAACGGACUUAGAGAAGGAUCAUGUGUCUAUGAAACAGGAGCUUGUAAAAACCCAUCCUGCCAACAAGCUAUUUAAAUCAUUCACCAAAAAAUUAAGCAAGCUCAAUUCCUUGUUUCGGAUUAAUAGCAUUAAGCCUAUAGGAGGUAAGGCUAACUCAGAGAGUCGAUUUCCAUUUCAGAAGAGAAGGCGUCACUCAGUUUCCUGACUAUGUAGAGUGUAAAAUAAGCAGGAGUGUAUAGUAUAUCUAGUGUGGUUGUGUCUACUGUCAGAUUGAUAGUUUUUGAGUGUUGAUUCUGAGUUGCUGAGUUCAGUGAGAUCACUCCAUUGGCUUCUCCAUGGAGCUUUGAAGGCAGGCACUCAAUCAAUAUUGUAUUCAAAAGGUAUGUCCGAGCGUGUGAGAAUUUUUAGAAUAUUGAAAUAGAAUCUUGAAGAAAAUCUUUUGUAACAUCAAAUUUUUUCAAGGUAUUAGUUUCACUAGCAACUCUUGGUAUCA
Messenger RNA from Quercus robur (English oak), 3367 nucleotides. Its product is annotated as BTB/POZ domain-containing protein At1g03010. Bases 1205 to 3079 code for a protein of 624 amino acids. Lineage: Eukaryota; Viridiplantae; Streptophyta; Magnoliopsida; Fagales; Fagaceae. The record is from RefSeq and is a predicted model, not a curated record. The transcript has 4 exons. Gene Ontology annotation, molecular function: protein binding.